Messenger RNA from Enhydra lutris kenyoni (northern sea otter), 2368 nucleotides. Its product is annotated as UDP-GlcNAc:betaGal beta-1,3-N-acetylglucosaminyltransferase 3. Gene Ontology annotation, cellular component: membrane. The record is from RefSeq and is a predicted model, not a curated record. NCBI's taxonomy places the organism in Eukaryota, Metazoa, Chordata, Mammalia, Carnivora, Mustelidae. The transcript is spliced from 4 exons. Bases 71 to 1345 code for a protein of 424 amino acids. Gene Ontology annotation, molecular function: N-acetyllactosaminide beta-1,3-N-acetylglucosaminyltransferase activity.
UGGCGGGAGGUAAGGCCAGGAGGAGGAGGAGGCAGGAAGGAGCCAGACCUGGGUGGGGGCUCACGCUCAGAUGAAACUUUCCACCUGCUCGCAGCCCAGAAGAGCUAAGAGGUCGGAGGCUGGGCCGUCGCUUGGGGUGCCAGCGGGAAGAACAGAGAGACCCCAGAAGAGCACAGACCUCCCACGGCAGCCCGAGGAACCACCCCAGCCGACCAGGAUGAGGUGUCGCCGGUGCUGGGUGACCAGAUUGGGCCUGGCUGUAGCCCUGAGCAUCUUCACGCUCCUUGUCUUCCUCCUCUUCAGUCUGCACGCCUCGCCACCCACCUUCCAGAGCCUGGAGGAGCCCCCGGGCCACGCAGUGGCUCUGGCCUGGCCGGCUCCGCCUUCCCGCCCACCGCCCAACCCCUGCCUGCCCAACACCUCCGCCGCCGCCCUGCCGAGCUUCGCGGGGCUGCCGCAGCAUGUGCGCUACUUCCUGCUGUAUAAACACUGCCGCGAAUUCCAGCUGCUGCAAGACGUGCGGCCAGACAAGUGCGCGCAGCCUGUCUUCCUGCUGCUGGUCAUCAAGUCCUCGCCCAGAAAUUACAAGCGCCGGGAGCUGGUGCGGCACACCUGGGGCCGCGAGCGCCUGGUGAAGGGCGUCCCGCUGCGCCUCAUCUUCCUGGUGGGCACGGCCCCUCACGCCCUGGAGGCCCUCAAGGUCAACCGGCUGCUGGCGAUGGAGGCGCGGGCUCACGGUGACAUCCUGCAGUGGGACUUCCAUGACUCCUUCUUCAACCUCACGCUCAAACAGGUGCUCUUCCUACAAUGGCAGGAGACUCGGUGCACCAAUGCCAGCUUCAUGCUCAAUGGGGAUGAUGACGUCUUCGCACACACUGACAACAUGGUGUCCUACCUGCAGGACCACGAUCCUGACCACCACCUCUUUGUGGGGCAGCUGAUCCGCAAUGUGGGCCCCAUCCGGGUUCCCUGGAGCAAGUACUAUGUGCCAAAGGAGGUGACCCAGGAGGAGCACUACCCACCCUACUGUGGCGGGGGUGGCUUCCUACUGUCCCGUUUCACAGCCGCUGCCCUGCGCCGGGCUGCUGUCACACUGGACCUUUUCCCCAUCGAUGAUGUCUUCCUGGGCAUGUGCCUGCAGCAAGAGGGCCUGGAGCCCGCCUCCCACAGUGGGAUCCGCACAGCCGGCAUUUGGGCCCCCUCAGCCCACAUGUCCUCCUUCGACCCCUGCCUCUACCGGGAACUGCUGCUUGUUCAUCGCUUCUUGCCAUAUGAGAUGCUGCUCAUGUGGGAUGCGCUGAGCCAGCCCAACCUCGCCUGCGGCAAGAAGUUACAGAUCUACUAGGUGGUGUCAGGGCCCCCUAGCCUCUAGGCUCUGAUCUCCACCCCCAUGGAAAGGGGCAGCAUCUUCCUCCCUGGCAGGGGAAAUCUUCAUUCCUCUAAGCAGGUCAGGCAUAGGGGAGUGCCAGGAAGGGUUUGAUGAGUGCCUAGUCUAGCUGGCAAACUCCUAGAUAUCUUUCCAAACCCACGUGGUACUUGAACCCAUGCUUCAUCAUCCUCCCUAGGCUCUCUGCUGAAUGGACCGUCUCUUUCUGUGGGAGCUAAUUGCAGAAGCCCCUCUCCUAGGGUUCUGGGUUGCUGCUCCUGCAUCGACCCCAUCUGAGUCAAGGUCACAUUUCCCAGCUCUGACCUUGAUCACAGGCUGGACCUUAAAGGCUGACCAGCCCCUCCUUGGUCAUACACCUUGAGUGAUUUAGUAGUAUGUGAGUUCCAGCCAUGGUUCAAGGUCAGUGGCAGAACUCCUAGUUGAAGUGAACUUAGGAAAGGAGUUUUGUUCUCAGCCUCUCCAUGGUCUCCAUCCACCCGAGAUGGCGAAAGCGGUCAGAGAAGCCAUGAGUGGGACCGCCCCAUCCCUGCCUGUGAUAUCCAGUGCUCUGAUGGCUGACGCAUUGGGUAGAGGAGGGAAGAAGCUGUCUGACUCAAGCAAAACCAGCUCCAAGUUUCUGGGAGUCCCUAACAGGGCCCUGCCCACCCCAUUUAUGCUCCCCAAGAAUUCAGGGAAUGUUGUGGGGCCAAAGGGUCUUCACUGGGCCCAAGGUCAGCACACACACUCACCCCAGUGCUCAGAGAAGGGAGAGAUUCUGGUCCUUGGGUGUCUCUGAGCUCUAGGGACCCAGGACCAGCCCUUACCUCAGUAAGCCUUUCAGAUUGGGGAGAUCCAAGCAAAAUGGUGACCACCCCCCCCCCCAAAACCCUGCUGGCUCUGGGUGGAUGUCUGGGGCCUGGGCUUCCGAGGCAUUGGAGUAGUGCUUGGGACGUGGGGAUGGGGUGACCCCAGACAGCAGAAUGAUCGCUGGGAAGUGGGUAC